AUGGAUAGAACAUUGGCAAACACCCUGGUGCUGUCUAUGGUGCUGGGCUGUUCAGCUGCCCUAAUGGAUACAUCGGUGCCAAGCUCCAGGGAACCUGUGGUAAACGUGGCUGUGGUUUUCAGCAGCUCUUCAUACUCUCUCCAUAUCCGGAGCCGACUAACAUACCAGACCUUCCUGGACAUGCCUCUAGAGGUCCAUCCAGUCACCGUGGUGGUCAAUGACACUAAUCCCAGCACACUCUUGACUCAAAUCUGUGACAUGCUCUCCAGCACAAAAAUCCAUGGAAUUGUCUUUGAGGACAACAUUGGUACAGAAGCUGUGGCACAGAUCCUUGAUUUCAUCUCAUCCCAGACCUAUGUACCUAUCGUUAGUAUCAGUGGAGGAUCUGCCGUAGUCCUUACACCUAAGGAGCCUGGCUCUGCCUUUCUACAGUUGGGUGUCUCAAUUGAACAACAGAUACAAGUGAUCUUCAAAGUCUUGGAGGAAUAUGACUGGAGCUCCUUCGCUGUUAUCACCAGCCUCUAUCCGGGAUAUAGCAUCUUCCUGGAUGUAAUUCGGUCCUUCACAGACACCAGCUAUUUUGGCUGGGAGAUCCAGGACGUCUUGACCUUUGAGAUGUCCCAGGAGACGAGCAUCUCCAAACUGCAGAAGCUGCUCCGCCAGAUAGACGCUCAAGUCAUGAUCGUCUAUUGUUCACGAGAUGAAGCAGAGUUCCUCUUCCAGGUGGUUGAGCAGGCCGGUUUAAUCGGCCCUGGCUACGUCUGGAUUGUGCCUAGUCUAACAGUGGGGAAUAUGGAUGUGCCACCUACCUCGUUUCCUAUUGGCCUCAUCAGUGUGACCACUGAAAGCUGGAAAAUGAACUUGAGACAAAAGGUUCGGGACGGAGUGGCUAUCAUUGCUAUUGGAGCCGAGAGCUAUUUCAAGGCCCAUGGCUACCUCCCCAUCGUGGGCAGAGACUGCAAUAGCAAAAGCCCUUCCAGCGCACCAACAAACACUUUCUAUAGGCAUUUACUCAAUGUGACAUGGGAAAACAGAGAUCUCUCCUUCAACAAAGGUGGUUACUUGGUGAGGCCCACCAUGGUGGUGAUUUCGUUGAACCGGCAUCGACUCUGGGAGAUGGUGGGGAAAUGGGAAAAGGGAAUUAUCCGCAUGGAAUAUCCAGUGUGGCCACGCUAUGGAUCCUUCCUGCAGCCCAUGUCAGAUAAUCGCCACCUCACAGUGGCUACCCUUGAAGAAAGACCAUUUGUCAUUGUGGAGAACACAGAUCCUUCCACUGGAGUAUGUGUCCGAAAUACAGUUCCUUGCCGGAAACAGACCAACUCCUCCGUAAGUGGGAGUGAACCUAUGGACCCAUAUACCAAACUCUGCUGCAAAGGUUUUUGCAUUGACAUCCUAAAGAAACUAGCCAAGACUGUGAAGUUCUCCUACGAUCUCUACCUGGUGACAAAUGGGAAACAUGGUAAAAUAGUGGAUGGUUUCUGGAAUGGCAUGAUUGGUGAGGUAUAUUACAAGCGAGCAGAUAUGGCCAUUGGGUCCCUCACGAUCAAUGAGGAACGCUCACAAAUUAUUGAUUUUUCUGUACCUUUUGUGGAGACGGGCAUUAGUGUCAUGGUAGCCAGAAGCAACGGGACUGUCUCGCCUUCUGCUUUUCUAGAGCCUUACAGCCCAGCUGUGUGGGUGAUGAUGUUUGUGAUGUGUCUCACGGUUGUUGCUAUCACAGUCUUCGUGUUUGAAUAUUUCAGUCCUGUUGGCUACAACCAGAAUUUAACCAGUGGCAAAAAGUCCGGUGGGCCAUCCUUCACUAUCGGCAAGUCCAUCUGGCUACUCUGGGCUCUGGUUUUCAACAAUUCUGUUCCCAUUGAAAAUCCCAAAGGCACCACCAGUAAAAUUAUGGUCCUCAUCUGGGCUUUCUUUGCGGUCAUCUUCUUAGCUAGCUACACUGCAAAUUUGGCAGCAUUCAUGAUCCAGGAGCAAUAUAUUGAUACCGUCUCUGGACUGAGCGAUAGAAAGUUCCAAAAACCUCAAGAGCAGUACCCUCCGUUCCGAUUUGGAACAGUUCCCAAUGGUAGUACAGAGAGAAAUAUCCGGAGCAAUUACCACGACAUGCAUUCCCACAUGGUAAAAUACAACCAGCGCUCGGUGGAAGAUGCCCUCGUCAGCCUAAAAAUGGGAAAGCUGGAUGCUUUUAUCUAUGAUGCCGCAGUGCUCAAUUACAUGGCUGGCAAGGAUGAGGGUUGCAAGCUGGUAACCAUUGGCAGUGGGAAAGUCUUUGCCACCACUGGCUAUGGCAUUGCCCUCCAGAAGGACUCCAAGUGGAAGAGAACAAUUGAUUUAGCUCUCCUGCAAUUCCUGGGAGAUGGUGAAACCCAAAAACUGGAAACUGUGUGGUUGUCUGGUAUUUGCCAAAAUGAAAAGAAUGAAGUGAUGAGCAGUAAGCUAGACAUUGAUAACAUGGCAGGGGUCUUUUAUAUGCUGCUGGUGGCAAUGGGACUGAGCCUGUUUGUCUUUGCUUGGGAACACUUGGUAUUUUGGAAGUUGCGGCACUCCGUGCCAAAGUCCCACAAACUUGAUUUCCUUCUAGCGAUAAGCAGGGGUAUUUACAGCUGUUUUAAUGGAGUCCAGAACCUGGAGAGUCCUGUUCGUGUUUACAAACCAGAUGUCACUGCUAACUCUGCUCAAGCCAAUGUGCUUAAGAUGCUGCAGGCAGCCAAGAAUAUGGUAUCAACAGCCAGUGUUGGGAACUCACUGGAAAAUGCUACACGCACUAUAGAGAACUGGUCUAGUAGGAGUGAAAACUUCCAAACAACUUUCUCCUUAAGGACUCCCCAAUUUGUGAUUCAAAACACCAGUGGAUCAAACAGGCCAGCUCAUUCCUCCAACACUACAACAGCUGAGAAGCUUGGGAGGAACCUUCCACCCUUGCUUCUGGCACCUCAGCAAACUGUGGGACCAGCCAGUGAAAGCUGCGGAGAGACAAUUGAGCACUCACCGAUACUCCAUCCACUGAAAUUACAAGGCAACUGCUCUGAAGAUAAGAUUAUUCCAGGUUUUGCUGUGUACCACUCUCCACAGUAUUUGCUAACCACAUCUCAGGCUAACCUCAGAAAACACAUUGGAAGUCCUCUUAGUGAUGCUCCUCAUUCCCCAAUCAGGGCUCUUCAGGAACUUUCUCCGCACAAUCAUAAGUAUAAGCUCCCCGUGUCCAGAGGCCAUGGGGAAAAAAAAAUCCACCAGAAUGAUCACCUGUAUAAAGAAGGGGAGCAUAGCAGUGCAACCCAGGAGUCAAGGCUAGGUUUCUCUUCUGACAAGAAGAAGAAUUUGGAAGUUCACUAUUUGCCUCAUCCCUGUAUAUAUAAUUCCUUCCCAAAGGACAACAGAACUUGUAGACCCUUUGCACAUAAAGAAUACGACCCACUAGAGCUGGGGAGAGAAAAGGAGACAUAUACAGCUAGCCUUUCAAGAUCAACCUUGGAACAGCAUGAACAGUUCCAUUCUCUAGGCAUCUGGAGGCAUCCACCAAAGUCUUCCAGUUCCAGGGAUGUCCUGGACUUCUUUCCCGAAGCUAGCUUGAUCCCCAAAGCAAAACUGCUGCCUGGGAUCCAUCAUGGAGUCCACCACCAUUCUCCUGAUGCCCUUAGGCCAAGCAAUGCAUGCAAUAGGAAAUGUAUGCAGGCCAAUGGUAUAAGUUGGAAGGAGAAACAGCUGCUACAUUCGCAAUCUAUGCGGCUCCCAUCCUAUCGAGAGGCCUGUCUACAGAACAUCUCAGGCAUACACAGGGCUUCUUCAGCUGUAGUGCGGAAGCAAUACGCCUAUGUGAACUCGUACCCUAAUUUACCUAUUUAUUGGAGAAGCUUUCGUCCAGGCUCUCCUCACCUAUGUGAACAAUCCUGUGCCUCCCAGCACUGUUUCAGUCAGGCAUCCUGGCCCUCGUGCAGCAGGGAUUUCUUGGUCCACGAGGACAAGCAGAGGACCAUGUACUUUGAUAGCACACAGAGAGACUGCAGAAAUCAGAGCAGGGUUUAUCCAACGUUUAUUCAGAUGGGCAACACCGAGAGGAGAAACACAUCGACAACCCUGAGGAUGCACAGCCCUUGCACAACAAGAUCAUGGAGGCGCAUAUCUAGCCUAGAAUCUGAAGUCUGA
Molecule: messenger RNA, 4143 nt
Organism: Thamnophis elegans (Western terrestrial garter snake)
Lineage: Eukaryota; Metazoa; Chordata; Lepidosauria; Squamata; Natricidae
Gene: GRIN2C
Product: glutamate ionotropic receptor NMDA type subunit 2C
Exons: 12
Coding region: 1-4143 (1380 amino acids)
Biological process (GO): synaptic transmission, glutamatergic; monoatomic ion transport; excitatory postsynaptic potential
Cellular component (GO): postsynaptic membrane; postsynaptic density membrane; plasma membrane
Molecular function (GO): transmitter-gated monoatomic ion channel activity involved in regulation of postsynaptic membrane potential; NMDA glutamate receptor activity
Source: RefSeq, a predicted model, not a curated record